CCAGGAGUCGACGUGUGCAGAAGUCCUUAUAGUCCAGGGCCUGUUUCCCCGUAGCAGCUUCGUGUUGCUGAAGGAGAAAAGUGCCCCGGAUCUCUUCAGGUUAUUUGAAGGAAUCUUGGGUCUUUUGGGCGCAGCGCAAAUCGAGGUGAGGGAAGAGGGAGGAAAAUCCCCUGGAUCCCUGCAGGAUUAAUUUAUUCAAAAAUUAAAAUAUUCAACAUGCAAAAAUCUUGUGAAGAAAAUGAAGGAAAGCCACAGAAUAUGCCAAAGGCCGAGGAAGACCACCCUUCAGAAGAUGUACCACAGGAGGCAGAAGGAAAUCCUCAACCUUCCCGAGAAGGUGUAAGCCAGGAAGCACAAGGAAACCUUAGAGGAGGGCUGGCUCAGCCUGGCCAGAGAUUUAAAGAGGACGCUCCCGUUAGGCAUUUGGACCCUGAAGAAAUGAUAAGAGGAGUAGAUGAGUUGGAAAGGCUUAGGGAAGAGAUAAGAAGAGUAAGAAACAAGUUUGUGAUGAUGCAUUGGAAGCAAAGACAUUCACGCAGCCGUCCUUAUCCUGUGUGCUUUAGGCCUUGAAUUCUUCUUUGUCUGAUAUUAAGAUCUGGCCCCUGCUUUCUGUUUGUUAGCAUUUUCUGAUGUUAUCUUCUAUCUUCAUUUUACUUUUAAUAAUCUGGUGGUAUGUUGUUUUAGAUAGUUUCCUUGUUACCAGCAUCUCAUUGGAUUUUGUAUUUUAACACAUUUUCCAGCUCUGUUUUUCAAUUGGGAAGUUUCACACAUGUGCAUGGAAAGAUGUUCAUUCCCUAUUGUAAAGUAAAACGUAAGAGGUUACAAAACAGCAUAUUUAGUAUCUGCUCACAUAUGUAGGAUAAAAUCCCACGUUGUGUGUGUGUGUGUGUAUGUAUGUACAUACAUAUAUCAAAAACUUAACCGUGCUUAUUUCUGUGUGGUAUGAGUUUUUGUUUUUCUGCUUUUUGCUUAUAUGUAUUUUUUAAUGAACACAUUACUUGUGUCAUACAAAAAAAUUAAAGAUUUUUUUUAUAAGUAAGAUUCAAUCAAAUAGUUUGCAACCAGCUUAUAAGGGCAAUGGGGGCACAUAAUCUCUUAAUGAUUGAACUAUUAAAAAAUAAAUGUAAAUGUCAAAUUACCUCUGGACCUCUUAGCCAGAGGAAUAAAACUGGCAGUUAUUACAGA
Molecule: messenger RNA, 1185 nt
Organism: Loxodonta africana (African savanna elephant)
Lineage: Eukaryota; Metazoa; Chordata; Mammalia; Proboscidea; Elephantidae
Gene: TCEAL8
Product: transcription elongation factor A like 8
Exons: 3
Coding region: 217-570 (117 amino acids)
Source: RefSeq, a predicted model, not a curated record